GAAGCGCGAGGCGGAAUUGGGGUCUGCUCUAAGCUGCAGCCAGAGAAACAGAGUGAAGGGAAGAGGGCCGUCUCCCUCCCGGUCUCCAGUUUUUGCACGCUCUUUCUUAGAGAGUGUGCUGUGAGAGAACUCUGCCGGUAACCAGCUCCCCUUCUUGCAGGAGGGAGGGAGAAACAUACAUUUAUUCAUGCCGGUCUGUUGCAUGCAAGCUUCUUGGCUUCCUACCUUGCAACAAAAUAAUUGCACCAACUCCUCAGCGCCGAUUCCGCCCACAGAGAGUCCCGGAGCCAGAGUCGCUUUGGCUUUGCACUGCAGGAAAGGGACUUAGGCGCUAGAGACGAUGUCGCUUUCCUGAGCUACCGCGAGCUCUUGUGAACUGCAAUCGACUGCUUCAGGGAAAGGGGGGAAAAGACUUGCCCCGGAGGCGGCGAGAAACUUGCAUUUGGAAGACACUCCGGCCACCAACGUUUGGAGAAACUCCUCGCCGCGGCCGGCUUCAGCCUCAGCGCCCACAGGGAGCACUUCAGCGGUGAGGGAGGACGGAGGGCCGCGGGGACUCUAGGUCGGCGGCGGGAGGCGGCGGCCCCUGGCCCGCGCGGCGCUCAGGGGACCCUGGUCUCCGCCCCGGGGAGCCCGCAGGGCCCGGCGACCGCGCCGCAAGCGUGUGAGCGCGCGUGGGCGCCCGGCAAGCCGGGGCCAUGGUACAGCAGACCAACAACGCGGAGAACACGGAGGCGCUGCUGGCCGGGGAGAGCUCGGACUCAGGCGCCGGCCUGGAGCUGGGCAUCGCGUCCUCCCCGACGCCCGGCUCCACCGCGUCCACCGGCGGCAAGGCGGACGACCCCAGCUGGUGUAAGACGCCCAGUGGCCACAUCAAGAGACCUAUGAACGCUUUUAUGGUAUGGUCGCAGAUCGAGCGGCGCAAGAUCAUGGAGCAGUCGCCCGAUAUGCACAACGCCGAGAUCUCUAAGCGGCUGGGCAAACGCUGGAAGCUGCUCAAGGACAGCGACAAGAUUCCGUUCAUCCAGGAGGCGGAGCGGCUGCGCCUCAAGCACAUGGCUGACUACCCUGACUACAAGUACCGGCCGCGAAAGAAGGUGAAGUCGGGCAACGCGGGCGCUGGUUCGGCGGGCGCAGCCAAGCCCGGGGAGAAGGGCGACAAGGUCCCGGGCGGCAGCGGGCACGCGGGAAGCGGCCACGCGGGGGGUGGCGCGGGCGGCAGCUCCAAGCCCGCGCCCAAGAAGAGCUGUGGCCCCAAGGUGGCGGGCAGCGCGGUCGGCAAGCCUCACGCCAAGCUCGUCUCGGCUGGCGGCGGCAAAGCGGCUGCCUCAUUCUCUCCGGAGCAGGCCGCCCUGCUGCCUCUUGGGGAGCCCGCGGCAGUCUACAAGGUGCGGACUCCCAGCGCGGCCACCCCCGCCGCCUCCUCCUCGCCGUCCAGCGCGCUGGCCACCCCCGCCAAACACCCGACUGACAAGAAGGUGAAGCGCGUCUACCUGUUUGGAAGCCUGGGCGCUUCAGCGUCCCCCGUCGGAGGCCUGGGAGCAGGCGCCGACCCCAGCGACCCGCUGGGGCUGUACGAAGAUGGGGGUCCCGGAUGCUCUCCGGAUGGCCAGAGCCUGAGCGGCCGCAGCAGCGCAGCAUCAUCGCCCGCGGCCGGCCGAUCGCCCGCUGAUCACCGCGGCUACGCCAGCCUACGUGCAGCCUCGCCCGCCCCGUCCAGCGCGCCCUCGCACGCGUCCUCGUCGCUCUCCUCGUCCUCUUCCUCCUCCUCGGGCUCCUCCUCGUCCGACGACGAGUUCGAAGACGACCUGCUAGACCUGAACCCCAGCUCAAACUUUGAGAGCAUGUCCCUGGGCAGUUUCAGCUCCUCAUCGGCGCUCGAUCGGGACCUGGAUUUUAACUUCGAACCCGGCUCAGGCUCCCACUUCGAGUUCCCGGACUAUUGCACGCCCGAGGUGAGCGAGAUGAUCUCGGGAGAUUGGCUGGAGUCCAGCAUCUCCAACCUGGUCUUCACCUACUGAAGGGAGCACAGGCCAGGGAGAAGGAGGGCCACGAGGCAGGAGAGGAGAGAGGAAAAGAAAAACAACAACAAAAAAAA
This is a messenger RNA of Acomys russatus (golden spiny mouse), 2098 nucleotides long. It is a transcript of the gene Sox4, whose product is annotated as SRY-box transcription factor 4. The coding region runs from base 699 to 2021 and encodes 440 amino acids. Gene Ontology annotation, biological process: positive regulation of transcription by RNA polymerase II; cell differentiation; anatomical structure morphogenesis. Lineage: Eukaryota; Metazoa; Chordata; Mammalia; Rodentia; Muridae. The record is from RefSeq and is a predicted model, not a curated record. The transcript has a single exon. Gene Ontology annotation, molecular function: DNA-binding transcription activator activity, RNA polymerase II-specific; RNA polymerase II cis-regulatory region sequence-specific DNA binding.